Molecule: messenger RNA, 2921 nt
Organism: Scatophagus argus
Lineage: Eukaryota; Metazoa; Chordata; Actinopteri; Scatophagidae
Gene: cdipt
Product: CDP-diacylglycerol--inositol 3-phosphatidyltransferase (phosphatidylinositol synthase)
Exons: 6
Coding region: 176-814 (212 amino acids)
Biological process (GO): phosphatidylinositol biosynthetic process
Cellular component (GO): membrane; Golgi apparatus
Molecular function (GO): CDP-diacylglycerol-inositol 3-phosphatidyltransferase activity
Source: RefSeq, a predicted model, not a curated record
CUUUUAUUAUGAAACAGAUUCACCGGAAGUAGCGCUCUUGUUUUUGACAAAAGUUGUUUUGAGGAAGUCGACGCUGUUGUGUAGUGAGGUUAUCCUUCAGACGCGACUUCAUUCAGCCGGGCAGCUGAAAGGAAAAGACAACUCGUGUCCGCCAAAAACACCUCAUAACCCCAAGAUGGCGCAGGAAAAUAUCUUCUUCUUCGUUCCCAAUUUGAUCGGUUACGCCCGUAUUGUCCUGGCCCUGCUGUCCUUCUACCUGAUGCCCUGCUGUCCGUGGCCUGCUGUCUUCUGCUACCUGCUCAGCGCCCUGCUGGACUCCUUCGACGGCCACGCGGCCCGCGCGCUCAAUCAGUCCACCAAGUUUGGCGCCAUGUUGGACAUGCUGACGGAUCGCUGUGCCACCAUGUGUCUGCUGGUCAACCUGUCCCUGCUGUACCCGUCCUACACCUUCCUGUUCCAGCUCAGCAUGUGUCUGGACAUCGCCAGCCACUGGCUGCACCUGCACAGCUCAACAGUUAAAGGAUCAGCGAGUCACAAGACCAUCGACCUGUCCGGUAACCCGGUCCUCCGAGUCUACUACACGUCCAAGUCGGUGCUGUUCGUGAUGUGUGCUGGGAACGAGCUCUUCUUCUGUCUGCUCUACGUUUUCCAUCACAUCGAGGAACCUGCAGCUUGGCUCUACUGGCUGCAGGGCCUCUGUGGGAUCAUCUGCCUGCUCAAGUCCGGCAUCAGCCUCCUGCACCUCGUCACCGCCUCGCAGAACAUGGCCGCCCUCGACGCCGCCGAGCGGGAGAGCAGCAGGAAGUCGCAGUGAGAGAGAGCAUCGACAGCAAAAACGCCGUGAUUUUAUUUCUGUUUGUUUUGAAGGGUAACUGUUCACUUUGUGCCCUCAAAUCAGAAGUGAAACGCAGCGAGGCCACUUCAGUUUCAUCACACGACAUCAGGAAGCAACACGCACGUUUUAUGACCAACGGUGACGACAUUAAAAUUCCAAAUUCCAAAGGUGGAUGACGACUUUCUGCAGACGAUUUCAGCACUUUGCACGUUUCAGAUUCCUUUCAGAAGCGCACGGCGUUGGCACAUGACGACUAAAAAAAGCACACGUGCUGUGACGUGAGACGUUUAGAUCUCACACGUCAGUCCGUGUUUUCACGUUCAUUUCUGCCCGCAGUUUGUCGCUUUCAUGUUUUAUCACAUUUGAGUCACGGGUUUGGGUUUCGUCCGUUUGUGCGACAUUAAAAUAUUUUCACUCAGUGGCGUCAGACGGACAAACCGGACUUCAUGUUAAUGUGGCUUUACAGUCAGGAGUUUCUUCACUGAGAUCAGAGGAAACGUCUGCUUUUUAUCAGACAUUAGUGAGGAGGCCAAAGCGCCCGCUGAUAACGAGGACGUCCUCCAUGUCUGAUCGCAGCCGUUUGACUUUGAUUACAGCUUCAGUGAUAAAAUUCCAGUCUGGCUCGAACCUUUCAGGGUCUUUUUGGACCCGUUAAGGUCCAGUCCAGACACUGUGUACACGUAGAAACCAUCUUGACUUCAGUCUGAUCUUGGUGAACUCUGGCUGGUGAAGCAGAAGAACCACCUUCAGACCUGCAGUCAGAUGGAUUCAUUUGUUCUUUCAGACAGACUGGACUUUUACGUGAGACCGCAGUGUAACGAAGACACAAACUGCAGCUGGAAGCGUUAACGACCGUCGCCUCGUGUUCUUCGUUCAUUCGAAGUGAAGCUGCGGAGUUUAGUGUUCACACUGAGCGCCUGUGAAAGGGAUCUGUAGGGCCCAGAAAACGUUUCCAUCAAUCAGGCUAACAUGAAUAAAGUCUGGGAAUGUGAAGCCAGAUUUCUCCUCGAUGGGCCUUGAAGAUCUAGUGUGUAGGACUUAGCGGCAUCUGGUGGUGAGGAGUCAGAUUGCAACCAGCUGUAGUCGUUGAAAACAUGGAAGUCGCCGUUUGGUUUGUCCCAUCUGGGCUGCUGACUCGGCCUGAGGGCCUGAUCCCCGUGUGGAUACAGAAGUCUCAUUCUUAGUUUUAGGUGGUUGAACAUAUAGAAAAUGUUAUUCUGGGUGUUUUAUUCCUGCAUCGUACACACUGGAGCUUUAAGGCCCUGAGCUGAUGAAAGCGGAACAGAAAGUCGUAUCAGAACUGAUCCUGAUCCUGAUCCUGUAGCCUCAUGUUGCACAUUCAAACAAACCGUAUUUGGAAACAUGGCAGCUGUUGUUGUGUCUCCUGCCGUUUCAGAACUGUAAGCGUGAAAUCCACCUUAAUUUUAUUCCUAAUUUGUUUUGUUUAAGCGUUCAUUUGUAGUUUACGACGCAGACCAAAAGCUGAAGCUUUCGUUCAGUUUCACACGACAUCCAUUUCCUGUUGUAGAACAAAUGUGUUUUGCUUUUAGAAAGCCGUUUGACUGCAGAGCACCUGUGGGGACUGGGACAGUUUAAAUAUUCCUUUUGCUGUUGUUAUUGUUGAGUUUUUUUAAAGGUUCCUGUGUAUAUUUCGGUGUUGAAACUGAUCAGUUAGUGCUCGUUUGACUUUUAUGAUGCUUUUCUUGUUUUGUGGUAGAAGGGACGACUUUCCUUUGGGUUCUGCUGUACUCAUAAGGUUGUGAGUUUACCUCAUGUGAAGAGCACCGAGUGUGACGCUUUGUGCUUCUGCGUGGUGCAUGUUAAAGUCACUGACAACACGUAUGUGCUGCUUAUGGGCUGCUGGGGUGUUUCAAUGCAGAAAGUACUGAAAAGACAAAAGUCGCCUCUUGUUUUUACUAGAAUGUAUUAUUGAAAAAUCUAAAUAUAUAUCGACAGUAAUGCCAAGUCCAAUGUUGUAUUUAAAAGACAUCACUUUCACUUGUUGUACUUAAUAUAUUUGAUGGGUAUUUUGUUUAGAGUGCAAGUGUUUAAAUGCAGCUGUGAAAUAAAGAAAAUGAAAACCAAA